AUGGGGCUCGGGAUCCUUGAGCAGAGCCAGCUGGAACAUGUGCCUGGGACGGCAUUCCUAACGACCAAAGGGUCAAAGGGGAGAGAGACCACUUCCCAGUCACUACAGAGUACUACGAGUUUGGACGAUUUGAAGCAGAGAAAUGGAGUGGUUCUUGUACCCCAGCCGUCUGACUCACCCAACGAUCCCCUUAAUUGGGCAACUUGGAAAAAGGAAGCUUUUAUGGUUACGUUUGCAUUUGCCAUGGGCUGCGUCGGGUGUGUUGGGCCCCUCCUCUCGGCGGCUGCAGUACAGAUGGCUGUUGGGUGGGAUACAACCAUCGCCGAGUUUGUACGAAACUACAACUCGGUGUACCUGGCUGGAGUGGCCAUCAGCUCGAUCGUCAAUAUUGCCUUCGCAGUGAAAUACGGAAAGCGGCCUGUAUUCAUUGUGAAUAGCCUUCUGCUUGCAGUAGGGAAUUUUGGGGGAGCUGGAGCGACGAGUUUACCUUCCAUGGCAGGAUCACGGUUUAUCGCAGGAUGGGGAGUUGGAUGUUGGCAGUCGUUAAUUCCUGCAAAUAUAGCAGAAAUAUGGUUUGUCCACCAACGUGGCUUUCGUCUGGCUGUCUUCAACCUCGGCCUGAUCGGCGGGCUGAACUCGUGCUACCCAUCAGCGCCCUUAUUCUGA
Messenger RNA from Exophiala mesophila, 666 nucleotides. RefSeq lists its product as uncharacterized. Gene Ontology annotation, cellular component: membrane. Gene Ontology annotation, molecular function: transmembrane transporter activity. NCBI's taxonomy places the organism in Eukaryota, Fungi, Ascomycota, Eurotiomycetes, Chaetothyriales, Herpotrichiellaceae. The record is from RefSeq and is a predicted model, not a curated record. The transcript is spliced from 5 exons. Bases 1 to 666 code for a protein of 221 amino acids. Gene Ontology annotation, biological process: transmembrane transport.